AUGGCCGAGCAGAACAUCCCGCGAAAGGGCAUCUCCGAACCCAGCUACACAGUCCAUCGAUCCUCAAACUCAGACGCGGGCCCAUCAACCUCAAUCCCCAAUCAAGAACCUCACGAUGAUCAUGACCGUUCAAACACUCCUCCGCCAUAUUCAGGGCCCACGACCCCUUCAAUGUCCGCACCCCGGGCACCUCCACCUCAAAACAUAACCCACCCGGGUCUCCCCCAUCUUGACUACCGCCUCUACGCCCCAUCAACAUUCCUCCUCUCCGCGGACAAAUCAGAAAUAAAAUCCUAUGAGACACGCCUUUCCACCUACCCAAACGCCCUCGUCUCCCUCAUCCAAUCCGUUGCUACCGUCCCGCCAAAACCGCAUGUCAGGAUCGUUGGCAAGAGUUCAGACGGCACUGUAGACUUCGAUGUCACAAUGAAUGCCAUGAACUUGAUUGUUCCGGAUGCGGAUCGUAAGGGGAAGAUGAAUUAUGUGCGGAUUAUUGGACCUGGGGAGACAGGGUUCAGAGGGGAUACUAAGGAAACUUUGGCUCCUGAUCUGGGGAAUUUGGAUAAUUGGGCGAGGAGUUAUUGCGCGGAUACUAGUGCUAUAAAACACACAGCCUACCGAGGCCACUGCACAGUCUCUUUCCCCCUCACGCAUUCCCGAGUUGUCAUCCACUCGCCCGAUAAAGUGAACCGUUUCUUCAGUAGUGUGACGAAGGUGUUUACGGGCACAAAGAAAUACGAGGUCAUCAAAAGUAUCUGGCCUUAUGCAGAUGUACCAAGAGGCGAGACGGGAAGGAGGUGUGCGGUGCAGGAAGAGGAGGUGUGGUUUAAUGAUUGGAAGGAUGCUAUUAGACACGCGGUCUUGGGCAGACGGAGAGGCUGGGUCACGGGAGAGGACCGGUUGGAGUUCUUGAUGGAACCGAGGCCUGCUGAACAGGGUAAUCCUUCGGGGUGGGGAGGUACUCAUCGUGUUUGA
This is a messenger RNA of Lachnellula hyalina, 975 nucleotides long. RefSeq lists its product as uncharacterized. NCBI's taxonomy places the organism in Eukaryota, Fungi, Ascomycota, Leotiomycetes, Helotiales, Lachnaceae. The transcript has 2 exons. The coding region runs from base 1 to 975 and encodes 324 amino acids. The record is from RefSeq and is a predicted model, not a curated record.